AUGUCGGGUGUGAUGCAUGAAGUCUUGCUGGGCCUUCUCGGAUACACCGGCGGCCUCGUGGUGGAGAGCGAGAAUGGCUUUGUCCUGGACUCCGCGGAUUUCCUCACGGAGGGAGAGCGAAGGCUGGUGGAGCGGAUGCUGAAGGUGGGCUUCUUCUGCAAGAAGCUCUCUGACUUCACCGCCUCGGUGCGGCGGCGCCACUUCGCUGCCAGCAAUGACAAGGAGCGGCGCCCGGGGCACUACGCCUACGGCCUGACGCUGCGCAUUGAAGAGGCCUUGGAUGGCUUUAGGGAGAAAGUCAUGGAAUUGGAGUCGCAGGUCCAGAAUGAACCCACGCUGACGUUGGCCUACAUCGCCGCCCAGGUCGACGAGGAUGGGCGCCGGCUGGGGGUGCUUCAGCGACUGGUGGCGCAAGCGGCGGCCAAGAACCUGUCCGGCGCGCCGCUCUUGGAUUUGCUGUGGCGGGCUGCGUUUUGCCACAUGGGCGGCGGCGAGGUGUACCAGACACUCUGGUCUGUUGUGCAGGGCACGGGCCAAGUCUUCGUGAACCAGCUGGUUGCGUGGAUGGUCUAUGGUCGGCUCAUCGACCCCGACAAUGAGUUCUUUGUGUGCCGACGGCGGCCCUUGCCGUCCGAUUUGUACGGCGAGGACCUCUCACACAUCGACGCCAAUACUGCUCAGAGGGAGUGGCACAGCCAUUUUCUUCUUCGUCCCGAAGCAAUGCCUAGCAUUGUCUCCCGUCAGGCGGCCCAGGACGUGCUCUUCACAGGGCGUGCGGUGCGGGUGCUGCUCCGGUCCCACCGCUGGCUCAAAGAGCGCGCCGAGGACCGUUGGGAGGCAUCGCUCCAGGGACGCUUGGACCCGGCCACGGUGCAGAACGAGGUGGACUCACUCAGGUCCUGCCUCCAAGCAGACGCCUCCUGUGCGGGACCGGGGGUGGCCAGCGCCAUUUUGGGCCGGAGCGUGGCGCAGCUCCGGCGCGGAGCCUCCUGGGAACUGCGGCAGCUGCUGCUGGACGGGGACCUCUUGGCGCAUCUCCACGCGCUCAAAGGUUUCUACUUGCUGGGCUACGGCGCGUUUUACCAGACCUUCCUGGACUUGGCCAGGCCGCUGCUGCGCAGGCCGCCCGCCUGGAACGCGGAGCAGGAGCUGCGCAUGGGCGCCUGGGCCACCGCCGCGGCGGAGGAGGGCCUUGAGCCGGAAGCGCCCAGUGCUCCCUCCACCCCAGCCUCCGCUCGGACACCGCGCCGCGGUGGCGUGCGGGGAAAGGUGCAGCUGCAAAUGGUACCGAAGAGUCUGGAGCUGCAAUCCUUCGACGUGCGCCGGGUGAAGGCCUUGGGCAGCGCGCGCCUCGAUGCCGUAGCGCUGCUGGCGCCCAGCGCCGGCGGCGCCCAACUUUGGCUCAACACCCGCCUCAGGAUGUCCGGCAGCUUUCAGCAUGCCUUCGGCUUCCAAGUCCGCGAGCGCGGCGAGGAGUUGGGCGGAGAGUUCGGGGCGCGCUUCGCGCUGUGCUUCCAGUCCCGGUGGUCCCCCAACGAGAUCCAGAAAGGUCGCCAUGGCCCCGAUUUACGCUGGACGAACCUGGGGGACGCGCUGGCGCUGGAGGUGACCUACUGCGUACUGCCACACGCGACCAGAUCGCCAGCACGGGAACCCUUGGCGGAGGUCACCCUUCGCGUGCUGCAGUGCCAUGGAGCCGAGGGCGAGAAAGCGCAGGAGCUGGCUGCAGCCACGCUCAGCGUGCCGGAGCUUCGGCAGAUCAACAUGGUGCGGCUCUGGUACGACGCGGAGAAGUGCCGGGUGCAGGUCUUCUUUGGAGUUGACGCCGUGGCGCCCUGCUGCGCCUGCGACGUGGACCUGUCAGAGUCGCUGGAUGUGGGCUAUGCCGGGUUCUGCCUCAUGGCUCUGGGCUCCGAGCCCAGCUCCCGGGACCGGCCCGUGCAGAUCUUCUCUUGGCGCCACCAGAUGCGCGACAGGGCGGAGGUGGAAGACUCGGGGGCCUGGUUCUCCAGCCUCACGCUCAGCUACCAGGUUCCGUGGCCCUUGCCACUGAUCCUCACCUCACGCUGCCUGGAGAGGUACAAUCGACUCUUCCAGCAGCUCCUCCAACUGCGGCUGGCGCAUUUGGAGUUGCAGCGAGUGGAGGUGAAGCAUCGGCUCCACUGGUCCUUCCGAUCGCAGCUCAUGUUCUUCGUUUCUCAGCUGCUGCAAUUCUUUCAGCAGGAUGUAGUGGAAGCCGCGCAGAAGAAGCUCCUGGACGCCGUGGAGGCCUCCCAAAGCUUCGAGGAGAUCGCGCAGGCCCACGAGGAUUUCCUGUCCACGCUCACUGCGCACUUCUUCCUGAAAACCCCUGAGUUGCACAAGGAGCUCAUGACCGCCUUGCGCAUCGCCGGGGUCUUCUGCCAAGCGCUCAGCGAAGGCGGUGGCCUGAGAGACGCGGAGCUGCAACGUCUCCACGGAGACUUCCUGGCCACCACCCGCGCGGUGAUCCGCAUGAUGCAGGCCAUGGACCGUGAGGGCAUCGGUAUGACCCAUUUGGCUCAGCUUCUGCUGCGGCUGGACUACAACAACUACUUCUCCGGGGGCUGA
Molecule: messenger RNA, 2589 nt
Organism: Effrenium voratum
Lineage: Eukaryota; Dinophyceae; Suessiales; Symbiodiniaceae
Source: the annotation of a GenBank genome assembly